AUGAACCUCAUAUUUGAUUUUGCCGGAGCAGAUGUGAGGGCUGCUCCAGCGAAAAGGAAUGGAGUCACCGUGCUUGAAGCCUUGGCGAAAUCUAACGAAAGUUACUUCUACCCGAGAUUCGCAGCCGAGGUUUUGCAAAUCCCAGACCCGAACUAUCAAAAAGAUCAAAUCUCAAAACUAGAAGGUUUUCGAAAUUGGGUGGCCAUGGGCGCGCCCAUCAAUCGCCUAAACGGCGAUGACAGUAGCUUACUGCACCACUUGGUAUAUAAUUUCCAUUACGAAUGCCUGCAGUCAGCAUUGGAACUAGGCGCACGAACAGAAGCCAGGUGGCACGUGGAUAGGAACAUUGGUGUGUUUCAGGAUGAGCUUGAGCAUGAGACUUCAAAGGGCGUGAAAACUCCGCUUCAACUUGCUGCAUACUUGGACGAAGUUGAAGCUGCUCGCUUGCUACUCAAGUAUGGAGCCGAUAUCAAUGCCCGCCCGAGCGACGAGUACGGCAGAACUGCGUUACAGGCAGCGACGUGUAACUUCAGAGAACAGUGUGGACAUGAAACGCUGCAACUUCUGCUUUCCUUUAACCAGGACAUCAACGAACCACCAGCAAAUCAAGGAGGCCUCACAGCCCUACAGGGGGCAGCAAUAAGCGGCGAUUUAGGUGUUGCCAAGAUGCUGCUCGAACGCGGAGCAGAUAUCAACGCCCCUGCCGCAGCCGUGAGCGGCAGGACGGCGAUCGAAGGAGCUGCUGAACACGGCCGUCUGGACAUGGUACAGUUCUUGCUCGAGAACGGGGCCAAAGGUGAUCCGGAGACUGGGUUCUCCAGAGCAAUUGAGCUCGCAAGAGCAGAGACCCAUUUGGGAGUUGCAAAGGUUCUUGAGGAGCACGACGAGAUCUCGGCGCUACUUGAUAUGGGGCUGGCGUAUGGAGCGAGUACUGACCUGGCCACUACUCUGCCAUCUCCGGGAAGGAUAUUCGACAUUUGA
Messenger RNA from Colletotrichum lupini, 981 nucleotides. RefSeq lists its product as uncharacterized. The transcript is spliced from 2 exons. Gene Ontology annotation, molecular function: protein binding. NCBI's taxonomy places the organism in Eukaryota, Fungi, Ascomycota, Sordariomycetes, Glomerellales, Glomerellaceae. The record is from RefSeq and is a predicted model, not a curated record. Bases 1 to 981 code for a protein of 326 amino acids.